ACACAUCAUCCAUCUCAUCCAUCUCAUUUAUUUUCAAAGAACAAAAUUGGAUCCAAGCUUACCUGAACCAAAAAGGAAAAUGAUGAACCACCGACUUGUCCUAUCAGUAUCCCUCUGUCUGUGUGCCUUGUUGACUGGGAAUCAUGUCAGUGCCUACACCAAUCCACAAACCCCCAAACGAAAUAAUAAUAAUAAUCAAGUCUUGAAGAAUAAGAAUGCAGUGGCUGCUGCCGCCGCCACCAUGGCGCUGAGUGUGUUGUUGACAACUGCCGAACCCGCCAUGGCUUCUUCCAAAUUAGCCGCGCAGAUUCAAUUAAACAGUAUUCCACCGACAUCCGUCCAAGUGAAUAUUCAAGAUCUGCCCUUGGUGGGAGACCUUCUUUCGGGAACCUACACCAAAGUCAACGCUCCUGUAGCCAAUCCAUCGAUUACCAUUGGAUCUCCCAAAGACAAGAUUGGUGCCAUUAAAAGUGCUGCUACCAAUGGGCAUUUGGAAUUCGAUGUCAAUGGCGUCAUUGGGACCCAUCUGGAUAUUGACGUGUCGGCCGAAGAACCGGGAGUGGCACGAGUACGAGUCGCUUCUCCCUUGAUUCCCCAGUUGCCCUUUAAAAAUCCCGCUGCCGGGGCUCCUACCGUGAGUGGCUCGGAGAGCGAAUGGUUUGUCGUCACCAACAUGGGAAGUGGAGAAUCCUAUUAUUACAAUCAAAAGACGGGAGAUACCACCUACCAGAAACCAAAGGGGAUCUAACUUCAGUAGUAGACUUCUUGGACAGACAGACAGAAAGCAAUUAGCUACCAAUCAGCACCAGCCAAUAUUAUAGAAGAAGAAAAGCGCAAAAGAUAAGCAGAUCGAUUGGAUUAAAAAAAUGCUACUCUUGGAUAGCUUACAUACAUGAUGAGAGGCCACCAAGGCAUGGCAAGCACGUUAUGGAAAAAUGGGGCUGUUUCCAUCUACGCAUAUUCAUGUCUGAUUUCAAACAACAACAAAAAGAAUGACUGGACAAGCAACCCACAAGAACAAGCCAAGGGAGCAUCGUGGUCACGAGCGCCAAAAUGUCACCGUACCAAUCAUCUCAUCUCAUCUUACUCAUUCAUACCAUACAUUACAUGAUUUCGUGUUGCUUCAAAUUACUGUAGACGUUAUUCCGUUUUCCCCCUUCUACACGCAAUACUGCCAGGUAGUAACGUCCUUACUCUGGUGGCAACCAAGACACCUUCUCCACCUUUAACCUGUACCGUAGCGAUCUGGAGUUUAGCUUGAACGACUACUCUGCCGUUGCCUUCAUCAAAGAGCAAGCUCCGAGCCCUUUUCUUCGACUAGCUAGCUACUCUGGAUCUCGGCUGAUGGUAAGCAAAAUGCCUCGUCCACUUGGCCUGUAUGUAUGCUUGGAGGAGUUGCCCUGCGGUUCCUUCACCAAGAGCAAGCUCCAAGCCCUUUUCUUUGGCUAGCUCACGGUACUAGGACUAGUAGAACCCCAAAGCUAGCUAGAUGCAAAGCAGUGAGAUCAAUUUCGGCUGGCUUCCCCGCUACCUGGUAGCUAGCUAGCUAGUACGAGCCAAAUAGAACGAAUACUUCGAUCUUUCGAUUGCCCCGGCCAUUGCUUGCUGGCGUAUCGACCCAACCUGGCUCCAGUGUGAUGCUACACGUAAAGCACGGGUAUAGAACACAAGAAGCAAGCAACUCGUUCUUUUUUAAACUAAAAUAUGCACAGUAUUUUACAG
Molecule: messenger RNA, 1722 nt
Organism: Seminavis robusta
Lineage: Eukaryota; Bacillariophyta; Bacillariophyceae; Naviculales; Naviculaceae
Source: the annotation of a GenBank genome assembly